UCCAUACAUUUCAACUUCAACUUCGUUUUUCUCCAUCGCUGAAAAUGAGCAGUUCAGAGAACGUGUUUGCAGAGGUGAUUGAAGUUGCAAAGUUCAUUGAUGAAUUUCGCGGUCACUACUUUGCCCUGCCAAGCUACCAGGAAAAAAUCGACUUAUUGAAGGACCAAAUCGAACACGCUCUCGAAAAACUCGACGCAAUUCCUAUAGAAAAGAGAGAAUCGCAAGAUGAGGCAGCAAUGUACUUGUAUUUGAGAGGAAAACUACUGGAUGUAUCUCCUGCUUAUAAUCAGGAAGCAGAGCGUCUUCUGACGGAUGCUGUUAAGUUGAAUUCCUCUGUGGUGGAUGCGUGGAUAUGCCUAGGAACUUGUGUUUGGAAGAGAGGAGAUCUGGAUAAAGCUAAAAGUUGCUUCAACUCUGGCCUUGAACAGGAUCCGAAUAAUAAGCAACUAUUACUUCAAUUAUCAGUGCUUGAAAGAAGACAGUCCAUAAGCGAAACAGAGGUUGAGAAUCCAGUAGAAAUCAUUAACGACUGUAUCAAACAUGUCAAGGAAGCAAUCGCUCUGGAUAUCCAGGAUGGAAUAUCAUGGUACAUUCUAGGAAACGCAUGUCUCACUGCCUAUUUUGUGACGGGAUGUUGGGACAUUAAUAUGCUUCUGCAGUCACUAAAAGCAUACAAGAAUGCUCUGAAAGAUGAGAGGAUGAAGCUCAGUUCUCACAUGUGUUACAACUGCGCGAUGACGUACAAGUAUUUUGAGGACUAUGAGACGGCCCUUUCUGGAUUUGAAGCUGCUGAAUUACUGGAUCCUGAUCUUAAUGGUCUAGAGCAAGCAUUUAAUCUGUAUGAGAUUCUUGAGGGAAUAAACUCUUUCCUUCAGGAUCUGAAUGGUUCUCCAACAUCAUCGCUUCCUGCUGUUGAAUCGCUAGCAUCAUCACUUGCUUCUGUUGAUUUGAAUCCUAUAUAUGAGAAAGCUACUGUGAACCGCCUAAUUGAAGGUCCUAAUCUAAGCAAAGCAGUCACAGGAAAAGUUCUGUUUUUAGUUAAGAAUCCGAGUGAAAUUCCAAUAUACUAUGUUGUCUGUGAUUCUGACCGCACGUGCUUUGUGAUUACUGUUUAUGGCAUACGCAGCACUGCAAUCAAAGAAGAAGAUCAGGUCACACUAUUGGAUCCUUUCUACCAUAUCUUUGAUUUUGAAUCGAGAGGAAAGCACUAUCAGUUCAAGUCACUGCGGAUGGAUUUCCUGGAACAACUUCGUGUGAAUGGAGAAAUUGUGUCUCCUGAACAUGUAAUUCAUAGAUCAAUGUACCCCCAACUCAAGGAAGCAUAAGGAAUCUGUGUUCUUCUUUUACAUGUGUGUAAGGUAACAAGAAUAAUACUGCUGAUUGGUUCCACUGAGAUGGAUUUUCAUGUAAAUAGUGGUCAAGGAACAAAACUGAUCAAAUUUGCUGAAUGCUCAUCAAAUUUAUCGCUAGUCAAGCAAUAUGCAUUUUAGAGCUGUGGUAUUGUCCUUUUCAUCUUCGUUCUAAUAGUUAGUGCGAUCUUGAGUGCUUGUCUAGGCUCUUUAGCUCAGAUAUGCUGAUAUGAGAUGAGCUUUUCUUCUAUCAUAUUUUUUUUUUUGUAGUCUGUGAUUGGUGCAUUUCAAUUUGAGAUGAUUUUUUUGUCUAAGUAGAUGAUGCAUGCGAAGCAAAUGCCUAUUCUCUUUAUUGUCUUGUUGCAUACAAUCACGCGAAGCAAAUGCCUAUUCUCUUUGUUGUCUUGUUGCAUACCAUCAACCUGUCGGAACUUGAAGUUUUGUUACUUUGAAUCCUUUCAUUCUUGACCUCUCUAAGUGUAGUGCUUGCUCCAGAGAUUUUAGAAGCCAAAUACAAUGAGUUAACAGGAAGCAGAGAAUGAGGAAAACCCAUGAAAUAAACCAAUACAAGCUAUACAAAUCAACCCCCUACUGUACUAGUUUAGAUCAGGAACUGGCAUAGCAUUUAUUUCCUCUCAAACUCCGAGCUAAACUUAAAGACAAGCUCUUCUCUUUGCCCAUUUAGUGUUGCCUUAGUAACCAGUUUCUAUGAAGAUGAUCAGGAAAGCCGAUGAAUUUGUCAGUCCCAUUGGAUGAAAAAUUGUCAGCUAUUUAUUUUCAUAAUAUAGGUUUACAACAAAAUUGUUAAAAUGGAAUAAAUCGAAAUACAAAAUUGACAGACUUAUAUGAAGACCUAUUAAACCAUGUAAGGACCAAGAGCUCUGACUUCUGCCAAGGACAUUUUGCUGUACUGAAAGAACAUAAACAACAGGUCAUCUUCUUCUACUGCACUGCAUUUCGCCCUUUGACCAAAAAUAAAGUUCCGAAAA
Nicotiana attenuata is the source of this 2338-nucleotide messenger RNA. Its product is annotated as tetratricopeptide repeat protein 5-like. The record is from RefSeq and is a predicted model, not a curated record. The transcript is spliced from 13 exons. Lineage: Eukaryota; Viridiplantae; Streptophyta; Magnoliopsida; Solanales; Solanaceae. Gene Ontology annotation, molecular function: protein binding. The coding region runs from base 45 to 1325 and encodes 426 amino acids.